GCCACAGUUUUGCCACCUGACUCUGAUCUCAUUCCUCUACCAAGAUCAUCAUGCAUUGGAAGACGGCCAUAGUCGUCCUACUUGCCGGCGUGGCCACAGCUGCUCGCCUGGACAAUUACGGGGGUGGCAGUAAGGCUGGAGCUGGUGGUUACGGUGGAGCUGGAGGUCGAGGAGGAUACGGAGGCUCUGGUGGUGGAGCUGGUGGGGCCGGAGCGUACGGAGGUGCAGGAGGCAAAGGAGGUUACGGAGGAGCUGGUGGUUACGGAGGCGCUGGAGGAGCUGGUGGCAGAGGAGGUUAUGGAGGAUCUAAAGCCGGUGGAGCUGGAGCCUAUGGCGGAGCUGGUGGGGCUGGUGCGUACGGAAGUGCUGGAGGAGCUGGUGGCAGAGGAGGCUAUGGAGGAGCUGGGGCAGGUGGCGCUGGAGCAUAUGGUGGAGCUGGUGGAGCCGGAGCAUACGGAGGUGCCGGAGGUGCUGGUGGAUAUGGUGGAGCGGCUGCUGAUGUUAUCCCUAUCAUAUCAUUUGAGAACAAUCCCAAUUUGGGAGAUGGCUCUUACUCUUGGAGUUAUGCAACUGGCAAUGGCAUCAACGCUCAAGAAGAAGGAUACGAAAACCCCAACGCACCUGAAGGUCCUGGUGAGGUUGCCCGUGGUUCAUUUUCCUACACAGCUCCAGAUGGCCAACAGAUCUACGUGUACUAUACAGCAGAUGAGAAUGGCUUUGUUCCUCAGGGAGAUCACCUUCCUACUCCUCCCCCAAUUCCUGAAGAAAUUCUAGAGGCUCUACAAAAGAAUGCUGCUGAUGAAGCUGCAGGAAUUUACGAUGACGGAAGCUAUCGCGGAGAGGGUAACGGUGGAAGUGGAUACGGAGGAGCCGGUGGUGCUAGUGGUUACGGUGGUGCUAGUGGAUCAAGUGCAGGAGGUUAUGGGGGUGCUGGUGGUGCCGGAGGUUAUGGAGGUGCUAAAUCUGGUGGUUAUGGAGGUGCAGCGGGAGGAGCUGGAGGCUAUGGUGGCUCAAGAGGAGGUGGCGCUGGAGGAUACGGUGGAGCCGGUGGGGCUGGAGGUUUUGGAGGCUCCAAAGCCGGUGGUGCUGGAGGAUAUGGUGGAGCCGGUGGAGCGGGAGGUUAUGGAGGCUCAAGAGCUGGUGGUGCUGGAGCAUAUGGAGGAGCCGGUGGCGCCGGAGGCUAUGGAGGUGCAAGGGGUGGAGGCGCUGGAGGAUAUGGAGCUGGUGGUUCCAAAAGUGGUUCUUACUAAAAACGUUGUGUGAAGUCGUUUGUUAUUGGAACACCUGAGAAUAGUCAGUUAUAUUUAUAUCAGGUUGUAAGAAAACAAACUAUUAUCAAUAUAUGUUCAGUUACCAUUUAAAACUAACCGAACGGUUAACAGUUAUAUUCAUAUUAUUAACAUUUAUAUUCAUUAUUUGUAUCAUAUCACUUUAUACAUUUCCAUUAAAAACUAUUCCUUUUAUUUACUUGUCUAGUAUCACAAUUUUCACUUUUGCGCUUUUUAAAUAUUUGUUUCACUUUUUCUUCAACUUUUUCUCUCUAUUUUCACUUCUUUUACAUAGUUUUGACAUUUUAAUUCUAAGUAAAUAUGAUGUGUAAUUGUUGUGCCAAAUCUUAUCGUGUGAUAUUUAAUAUUUGUUUUUUGUCAAUUGCUCAAAGACUUUGAAGUAAUUAGUUAUAGUGUAAUUUCCUAAUGUACUGUACAAUUGUAUAUAUGUUUUUAUAAUAAACGUUUUGUACCAGCA
Homalodisca vitripennis (glassy-winged sharpshooter) is the source of this 1746-nucleotide messenger RNA. RefSeq names its product glycine-rich cell wall structural protein 1.8-like. The transcript is spliced from 3 exons. Gene Ontology annotation, cellular component: chitin-based extracellular matrix. The record is from RefSeq and is a predicted model, not a curated record. Bases 51 to 1250 code for a protein of 399 amino acids. Gene Ontology annotation, molecular function: structural constituent of chitin-based larval cuticle. NCBI's taxonomy places the organism in Eukaryota, Metazoa, Arthropoda, Insecta, Hemiptera, Cicadellidae.